Molecule: messenger RNA, 2555 nt
Organism: Amaranthus tricolor (Joseph's coat)
Lineage: Eukaryota; Viridiplantae; Streptophyta; Magnoliopsida; Caryophyllales; Amaranthaceae
Product: NADPH-dependent diflavin oxidoreductase 1
Exons: 13
Coding region: 438-2303 (621 amino acids)
Cellular component (GO): cytosol
Molecular function (GO): FMN binding; NADPH-hemoprotein reductase activity; flavin adenine dinucleotide binding
Source: RefSeq, a predicted model, not a curated record
CUUACCUUCUCAUAUUGAUAUUUCAUUUAGAAAAAGUUCACAAAACAAAGCCACAACGCACAACCCACACACGUGAACUGUGAACUGUGAACGGAGGUCGGAGUAUCGAACGGCUUCCGCCUUGACGAGAAGGGGAGACCCACUCUUGGAGACUUGGAGGAGUGUUGGGCGUUGGCUGCUUGAUUUUUGAAGACUAGUUGAAGCUGCCACCUUCCGGCUUUCCGUCUGCCGAACAUACCACCAAAGCCCACCGGGUACCUCGUUUUCCACUGUGGCAGAAUUCUCGAAAUAGUGAAGAGAAAACAAGAGAUUUUUUUUGCUUAACGUUUGAGUAGAGAAAGUGGGGAUAACUAGCCACUCACAACUAACAAGCGAGCUUCUCUUUCUGGUAGACGACAGUGGAGAAUAAGCCAUUGAAGAAGAAUCAAACCAGUUCAAUGGAAGAGAAACUGCUAAUACUGUACGCUACUCAGACUGGUAAUGCCAUGGACGCUGCCGAACGCAUCGGUCGCGAAGCUGAUCGCAGAGGUUUCCUUUCAUCUCUUUUCUCCAUCGACCAAUUUGAUCCUAGUUCACUAUGCGAUCAGAGAUUCGUAAUUUUUGUUGUUUCCACCACUGGCCAGGGUGACACACCUGAUUCGAUGAAGGUGUUUUGGAGAUAUCUAUUGCAAAGGCACCUUACUCCAAACUGGCUAGGAGGAGUCAACUAUGCAGUUUUUGGACUCGGAGACUCGGGAUACCAGAAAUACAAUUUUGUUGCUAAAAAGCUGGACAAAAGGCUUUCAGAUCUUGGUGGAACACCUAUUAUUGAAAGAGGUCUUGGAGAUGAUCAACAUCCUUCAGGGUAUGAAGGAUCUCUAGAUCCUUGGAUGUCCUCAUUAUGGAACACGUUGAAUAGAAUAAAUCCAAACCUGUUGCCAAACGGAGUAGAUUUUGUUUUGCCAGAUAUGAAACUGAUGGAUCAACCCAAAGUUGUUGUAACGUAUCAUGUCAAUAACACAAAGAGUCCAAUAUUCUCAGCUACUCCAGAUUUGGAUUCAAGGACAUUGCAAAUUCAAAGUGCUCGAAUGAUGUCCACUGCAAAUUUUCCUGAAGAUAAGAGUAAGCCUCACUGCUGGUUAAAAAUGACGAGAAACUUUUCACUGACACGAGCAGGAUGUGGGAGAGAUGUCCGCCAUAUUGAGUUUGAAUUUCAUUUUACUGUAGUUGAAUUUGAAGUUGGUGAUGUGCUUGAGAUACUUCCAACUCAGAACCCUGAUGCCGUGGAAGCAUUCAUACAGCGUUGUAACUUGGACCCUGAAGCAUUUAUCACGGUUCAAGUGAGAAAUAUUAACAAUGCUACUGCAAAUGAUACAAAUACCAUUCCCAUCAGAUUAAAAACCUUUGUGGAGCUAACCAUGGAUAUUGCCUCAGCUUCACCUAGACGGUAUUUCUUUGAGGUGAUGAGUUACUUUGCCACAGCUGAGCAUGAAAAGGAAAGAUUACAAUAUUUUGCUUCACCUGAGGGCCGAGAUGAUUUAUACCAAUAUAAUCAGAAGGAAAGAAGAACUGUUCUUGAGGUUUUGGAGGAUUUCCCAUCUGUCCAAAUGCCAUUUGAAUGGUUGGUUCAAUUGGUUCCACCAUUGAAAACUAGAGCAUUCUCCAUUUCUUCAUCUCCUGCCGCUCAUCCUAAUGAAGUACAUUUGACUGUGAGCGUGGUUUCAUGGAUGACACCUUUCAAAAGGAAGCGAUACGGUCUUUGCUCAAAGUGGCUUGCGGAACUGGAUCCACAACAAGGGAUUUUAAUUCCAGUUUGGUUCCAAAAGGGUCUACUUCCAGCUCCAUCUCUGUCACUUCCCCUUAUUCUCAUAGGACCUGGUACCGGCUGUGCUCCUUUCAGAGGAUUUGUGGCUGAGAGAGCCAUCCAGAGUCAAUAUGGUCCAACUGCCCCAGUUCUUUUCUUUUUCGGUUGCCGAAAUAAAGAUGACUUCUUAUAUAGCGAUUUUUGGUUGCUCCAUUCGCAAGAUGGAGGGGUUCUUUCAGAAGAAAAAGGUGGAGGAUUUUAUGUUGCAUUCUCGAGAGACCAACCACAGAAAGUUUAUGUACAACAUAAAAUGCAGGAACAUAGGCAUAAAGUCUGGGAUUUACUCAGUAAAGGGGCUUCAGUUUAUGUUGCUGGUUCCUCUACCAAAAUGCCUUCCGAUGUUCUGUCAACUUUCGAAGAAAUCGUUAGCACGGAAAGUGAGGUUUCAAAAGAAGCUGCUGUGAGAUGGCUCCGGGCUUUGGAGAAGGCUGGUAGGUACCAUGUUGAAGCAUGGUCCUGAAACGGGAUGUUACUAUAUUCAUGUUUUAGCAUUAGCUAUUGAAAUUGUUUAGUUUAUUGGAUAUAACUCGGUCUUUUACAAUUUUUUGGUUUAAUUUGUAUCAAUUAUCAUAGACAAUGUAAGAGGUUGAACACUCAUUUAGGCUUAACAACACUUAUAUAUACCGUAAAAACAUCCAUGUUUUUCUUGUACGUUAUACAUCAUAUGUCCUUCUCAAUUUGCUAUUCACAAUAGAGUGGGGUUUACUUUUAA